AUGCCUGCAUUAUCCAGUAUCCCUCUUAUACACAAUUUUGUUAAAUUAGUGGAAAGAGACAUUGACCUUUUGAGCACAGAUGAACCUUUGUCUGAUAACUUAACAAAAAAGCAGAGAACUGCACUAAAUGCUUUACAGAAGGAUACUGCAAUAACCAUUAAGCCAUCAGACAAAGGUGGUAAUAUUGUGGUCCUAAACACGAAGGACUAUGUUGAUGAAUGUCAAAGAUUGUUAAGAGACCACAAACAAUAUAGCACUCUACGUUUCAAUCCAACAGAAAUGUAUAAAGAAGAACUGUUUCAAAUCUUAAUAAAAGCUAAAGGUGAAGGCAUUAUAAAUCAAAGAGAAUUUGAUUUUCUUUUUGUAAAAUUUCCAAAAACAGCAACCUUCUACAGCCUACCAAAACUGCAUAAGAACAAGCUACCACCGCCAGGUCGCCCCAUUAUAUCGGGCAUGGGCUCAUUAACUGAGAAAAUUUCACAAUAUGUAGACUUUUGCCUUAGACCAUACUUACUAAAUCUCCCUUCCUACAUUAAAGAUACGUUAGAUGUACUGAAAAAACUGAAUGAUAUAACUGUAUCUACAAAUACCCUAUUGGUUGCAAUAGAUGUUGAGUCGCUCUAUUCGAGCAUCCCUCAUGACAAAGGGAUAGAGAAAAAUCAUCCCUCAAUACGAUCUGUCUGCCAAGCAAAUGGAAAAUGGUCAAACGUAGACUGGCAAUGCCAGCCUGUAGACUGUGGGCCGCCUGAAGACAUAGACAUGGGUACUGUGACUUUCAAUCAAACAACAUAUGACAUGACAAUCAAAUACAGCUGCAUCUCUGAAUAUUACAGAAUGAUCCUUGAUCAACCCGGGGAUGGAACCUAUCACUGCUCAUCUGAGGGAAUUUGGGUCGACAGUUUAGGGAGGGAAAAGCUCCCGAAGUGUGAAGCAGUUUGUGGUGUCGCCAGCAAUCCGCUGGUUUCCAUGUCAAGAAUAUUUGGUGGUUCCAAUGCUGCUCCCGGCAAUUUUCCAUGGAUGAUCAGAUUCCACAACCCAAAUUUUGGUGGUGGAGCCCUCAUAUCUGACCAGUGGAUCCUUACUGCUGCACAUGUAAUGCAGGAUAAUGACAACCCUAAAAUGUAUGGGGGGCUGAUUAAUCUUAGAAAACGGUAUAAACAUUUGUUGGAAGCUAAGAACGUCUUCAUUCACCCCCAUUUCAAUCUAAAUGCUGAAACAACAAAGAACUAUAACAAUGACAUUGCUCUGGUGCAACUGAUAAGAAAAGUCAAGAUGGGACCUUGUAUCUCCCCAAUCUGCCUGCCCCAGAAGGGGGCAUCAUCCUCUCUUCAGCCAGGCAAGAUUGGGUACAUUGCGGGCUGGGGAAUGACUGAAAGUUCAAACCAGGAUUGGGCUAGAGACCUGUUGUACGCUUCUAUACCUAUAAGCAGAUUAGACAAAUGUUCCUCAAUAAAAGAUGCUGUGCUCACUGAAAACAUGAUGUGCGCUGGGGAUUUAGGCAAAGACUCCUGUUCGGGGGACAGUGGGGGACCAUUUAUGUUUGAAGACCCACAAGACCCAAACAGGCAGUUUGUAGGUGGGAUUGUCUCAUGGGGACCUCCAAUUUGUGGAAACUUCGGAUUAUACACAAAGGUAGAAAACUAUCUGGACUGGAUUGAAGAAACAAUAAGGGAUAAUGAAGAUGAGGAGGAAAAUGAACCCUAUGAUGUGUGCGCCUGAGCGAAGAGGCAAAAUGCUGAGCUCCAUUUAGAUAUAUCCAUGUUAUUAGCUAUUAGUGCCAGAAGUGUGAUCAAGUAGCUUAGGUACAAUGACACCAGUUAAUCAGUUAGAUAUAUUGCACGCUUGUCUGCCAUGUUAUUAGCUAUUAGUGCCAGAAGUGUGAUCAAGUAGCUUAGACACAAUGACACCAGUUAGUCAGUUAGAUAUAUUGCACGCUUGUCUGCCAUG
Molecule: messenger RNA, 1947 nt
Organism: Bombina bombina (fire-bellied toad)
Lineage: Eukaryota; Metazoa; Chordata; Amphibia; Anura; Bombinatoridae
Product: complement C1s subcomponent-like
Exons: 5
Coding region: 1-1719 (572 amino acids)
Biological process (GO): proteolysis
Molecular function (GO): serine-type endopeptidase activity
Source: RefSeq, a predicted model, not a curated record